Messenger RNA from Maudiozyma saulgeensis, 2388 nucleotides. Lineage: Eukaryota; Fungi; Ascomycota; Saccharomycetes; Saccharomycetales; Saccharomycetaceae. The record is from the annotation of a GenBank genome assembly.
AUGUCAUUCAACAUUCUAGUAUUAGGUAACGGUGGUAGAGAACAUGCUCUAUUAUGGAAAUUAUCUCAAUCAUCAACUGUCAACAAGAUUUACGUUGCUCCAGGUAAUGGUGGUACUAAAAAUAUUGCUAAAGUUGAAAAUUUAACUCAAGAUGAUUUAUUACCAAUUCCAAAAAAUUUCACUAAUUUACAAACUUUUGCGCAAAAAAAUAACAUAAAUCUUGUUAUUCCAGGUCCUGAACAACCUUUAGUUGAUGGUAUUACUACAUUUUUCACAAAAGUAGGUAUCCCAGUAUUUGGUCCUUCUGCCGAAGCUGCCCAACUUGAAGGUUCUAAAGUUUUUGCUAAAGAAUUUAUGAAGAAGCAUAAUAUCCCAACAGCUACAUUUGAAAGAUUCGAUAAUUAUAACGAUGCUGUUAAUUAUAUAAAUAAUGAAAACGAAAAGAAUAUAGUCAUUAAAGCCGAUGGAGUUGCUGCUGGUAAAGGUGUUCUAAUCCCAACCAAUCAGCAAGAAGCACUUGAUGCUUUAAAGACUAUUAUGGUUGAUAAGCAAUUUGGCUCUGCAGGUGAUUCUGUUGUCAUCGAAGAGUUCCUUGAAGGUCAAGAAAUUUCAAUUUUAACAAUCUCUGAUGGUUAUUCCUAUUAUAACUUACCUGCAGCUCAAGAUCACAAGAGGAUCGGUGAAAAUGAUACCGGCUUGAAUACAGGUGGUAUGGGUGCAUAUGCUCCAGCUCCAGUGGCUACCCCAAAGAUACUAAAUGAAAUCGAUCAAAAUAUCAUUAAACCAAGUAUUGAUGGUCUAAGAAAGGAUCGUUUACCCUUUGUUGGUGUUUUAUUUACCGGUAUUAUUUUAACUCAGGCUGGUCCAAAAGUUUUAGAAUACAAUGUAAGAUUUGGCGAUCCAGAAACUCAAACCGUUUUACCAUUGCUAACUGAAGAAACCGAUUUAGCUCAAGUAUUUUUAGCUGCUGCUGAACACAGAUUAGAUUCUAUUGAAAUUAAUAUCAAGAAGGAUUAUUUUGCUACCACUGUUGUCUUAGCUGCUGGUGGUUAUCCAGAAGCUUAUAACAAAGGUGAUGUCAUCACAAUUAAUGAACAUAAGUUACCAACUGAUGCAUACAUCUUCCAAGCUGGUACCAGUAUCUCUAGUGAUAAAAAUGAAUUGUUGACUGCAGGUGGCAGAGUUAUUGCUGCUACGGCUAUUGCUAAGACAUUAAAGGAUGCUGUUGCCAAAGCCUACGAAGCUGUUGACUGCAUUGAUUUCAAGGGUAAAUAUUUCAGAAAGGAUAUUGCUCACCGUGCAUUUGAUGAAAACACAUCAAAGACCUCCAUUACUUAUUCAGAUUCCGGUGUUUCUGUCGACAACGGUAACCUAUUAGUCCAAAAGAUUAAAGAUAUGGUCAAAUCUACAAGAAGACCAGGUGCUGAUUCAGAUAUCGGUGGUUUCGGUGGUGUUUUUGACCUAAAGCAAGCUGGUUAUGAUACCGACGAAACAUUAUUAGUCGCUGCCACUGAUGGUGUCGGUACCAAACUGAUUAUUGCACAAGAAACUAACAUUCAUGACACUGUUGGGAUAGAUUUGGUAGCGAUGAACGUUAAUGAUUUAGUUGUACAAGGUGCUGAACCUCUAUUAUUCCUAGAUUAUUUUGCCACUGGUGCACUUGAUAUCAAGGUUGCAUCCGAUUUCGUUUCUGGUGUUGUUGAUGGUUGUCUACAAGCUGGAUGCGCUUUAGUCGGUGGUGAAACUUCUGAAAUGCCAGGUAUGUACCCACCUGGUCACUAUGAUACCAACGGUACUGCUGUUGGUGCCGUAAACAAAAAUGAUAUAUUACCUAAGAUGGAUCAAAUGGAGGCAGGUAACGUCCUACUUGGGCUUGCAUCCGAUGGUGUGCAUUCCAAUGGUUACUCCUUAGUCAGAAAAGUUAUUUCCCACGUUGGAUUAUCAUGGAGUGAUCCUUGUCCAUGGGAUAAUACUAAAACUCUUGGUGAAGGUACCCUUGUUCCAACCAAGAUAUAUGUCAAACAAUUACUACCAUCUUUACAAAAAAGACUAAUAUUAGGUUUGGCUCACAUAACAGGUGGUGGUCUGAUUGAAAAUAUUCCUCGUGCCAUUCCAAAAAAUUUACAAGCUCAAGUGGAUAUGUCAACAUGGACUGUCCCAGAAGUAUUCAAGUGGUUCGGAAAGGCCGGUAAUGUCCCAACUGAAGAUAUUUUAAAGACUUUGAACAUGGGUGUUGGUAUGGUUCUUAUCGUUAAAAAAGAAAAUGCUGAAGAAGUCAAGAGAUUAGUAAGAGAAGCCAACGAAACUGUUUAUGAAAUCGGUACCCUGGUAGAAAAACCAGCUGGUGCACCAGGUUGUGUUGUCAAUAAUGCUACCAAUCUAUACUAA